AUGACUGCUCCGAUAAGAGGAGCUACUGGUAUUGAGCCCGAGUCUACCAGAGUUGUAUUAGAUGAGAAUUUUGGUAGACAAUUUCUUCAGAUGAUUCAGGGAGCUGUCAGAACUGCUGGCAUUAUACCCGAGGUUCCUAUCUCUCAGACCCUUAUUGCAAAUGGAGUCAGAACGUAUAGUGGCCUUACUGGUGGAGAUCCGACUGAGGCUGAGGAUUGGCUUAGUGAUAUUGAGCGACGUAUAGAUCAUUUAGGUUUAGAUCUGCAUCGACGUUAUUUAGGAGCAAUUUCUAUGUUGGAUGGGAAUGCUCACAUCUGGUGGGAGUCAGUGGUUAUUAGUGUUCAGACCGAUCGUUUGACUUGGGAUUUCUUUAGAGAGUGCUUUAGGAGCCAUUUCUUGGGAGAGCGUUAUUUAACUCAGAGACGACAGCAGUUUCAGGACCUGAUUCAGGGAGAUAUGAUCGUUUCUGAGUAUGAGAUUGAGUUUUUGAAAUUAUUGAAGUAUGGAUUUAGGUUAGUACCAACCGAGAGAGAUAGAUUUGGGAGAGCAAAUGACACGGAGGAAGUCAAGGCUUAUGUACCUGACAAUGAUAGAGUAUGUCUAGAACGAUCUAGGAAGCCUUCCGAUCAGUUUGCACCUUUUUCAAGCCCUGAUAAAAGAUCUCUUAUUGUUCCUCAUCAGAUGAGUCGGUCUGAUUCGAGGCCUGCAUCUCCUCCACAUACUAUAGCUAGUCGAGAGGAUUCUUCAUAUUCCACUCCAAAAUUGAGUUGUAAGUUCUGUGGAAAUCAACACGGAGGAGAGUGUCAUAAGAAGAUGGGUACCUGUUUUUGUUGUGGAUCUAGCAAGCACUUCUUGAGAAAUUGUCCAUAUCCUGCUCCUGUUGAUCAGACACCUGUUCAGACUCCUAUACAUUCUCAAACCUCUGUUCAGACUCCAUAUAUGAGUCAUAGUCAGGGUAGGACUUUCGGAUCUAUUUCUAGGGUUGACAAUAGAGCUCUAUCAUAG
Hibiscus syriacus is the source of this 1005-nucleotide messenger RNA. RefSeq lists its product as uncharacterized. The coding region runs from base 1 to 1005 and encodes 334 amino acids. The record is from RefSeq and is a predicted model, not a curated record. The transcript has 2 exons. NCBI's taxonomy places the organism in Eukaryota, Viridiplantae, Streptophyta, Magnoliopsida, Malvales, Malvaceae.